Messenger RNA from Bicyclus anynana (squinting bush brown), 3177 nucleotides. RefSeq names its product terminal uridylyltransferase Tailor. The record is from RefSeq and is a predicted model, not a curated record. The transcript has 4 exons. Gene Ontology annotation, molecular function: RNA uridylyltransferase activity. The coding region runs from base 208 to 1401 and encodes 397 amino acids. Lineage: Eukaryota; Metazoa; Arthropoda; Insecta; Lepidoptera; Nymphalidae.
AUUUAUUUUCUGAUUGAUUUCUUGACGUUUGUGAUUUCCUAUUUCUGUUUCUUGUGAUGUUUUAAGUUAAACAGAGGGAUCAUAAAUAAACACUUCAACAUCCAGUGCUUAAUUCGCGUAAUUCUUUACCGGUGUAACCCUUUGUGAUCCAGUGGAAGACACAGCAAUGAAUAAAUACUCUUUGGUGCACAUGGAGAAUUAAUAAAAAUGGAAACAUACGAGGACAUUUUAGAUACAUCUACGCUGCAGUUGUCUGGUGAUUUUGAGCAGCAAAUGGCUACAAUAAUACAAAAUUUUCGCUUGACAAAAGAGCAAGUGGAGAGAUUGGAGGAGCUAUUUCGAGAUCUGUACAAUGCUCUCAGCUCAGAGUGGUGUGACAUUCAUAUCAUGGGAUUUGGAUCUGUUGUCACAGGUCUGGGCACCAAGACCAGCGAUGUAGAUUGCUAUAUACAGCUACCCAGGUGGAUGCACCCGCCAGACAGAUCCUAUGUCAUCAGAGCCAGGGACAUCCUAAUGCGGCAUAAACAUAUUUUCGAAAAUGCUUUUGCAAUUGUGCAAGCCAAAGUGCCAAUAGUCCAGUUUUACCACAUACCCACACAAGUCAACUGUGACAUCAACUUCUCGUGUCCUGCCGGAGUGGAAAAUAGCAAGUUAAUCCGAUAUCUAUUGGAUUGUGAUAAAAGAGCUCUACAUUUAGCAAUUUUUGUCAAAUACUGGUCAAAAAUCCACCAUUUUACUGGAACUAAUCUCAUGACGAGCUACUGCUUGACCAUACUCGUUAUAUUUUUCUUGCAACAUUACAAUAUGUUACCCUCUGUUAAAUAUUUGCAGGAGAAUAUUGAAGAACUGAAUGUCAAUGACUGGAACUCUGCAUUUAACACAACUCCCUAUUCAGAUUUUGAUAGCGACAUAUCAAUGUAUGAACUGUUAGGGAAUUUUUUUAAAUAUUACAAAACAUUUGAAUUUGACAAGUAUAUUAUAUGCCCGUACUUAGGUAGACCGGUGAAGAGGGAAGAUUUUGCAAAUGUUGAAAGUGUUCCUUCAGAGUUCUCCGCGUAUAGGACUAAUGUAGGGUUAAAAAAGUUAAAUCCAUUGAGGCUCGACUCCAUGAUGUGUGUGCAAGAUCCCUUUGAACACAACAGAAACUGUGCAGUGGCCGUGUAUCCAAAACUAGUACAGAACAUUAAAGCGUUAAUAGAAAACGCUGUAUGUAUUUACGAAAAUGAAAGUCAAAAUGACUUUUUAAAUAAGCUACUGCACAGUACGAUUAUUUUGAAUUCCGCUACUAAAAAGAAAAAGAAGCAGAAACAGAAAUUUCCUAAACUUAAUGGUGUAAAGAAAAAUUAUAGACAGAAUCAAAAUUUCAAGUCAUAUCUCAGAGGCAGAAAUCAUCGGAGAUAAAUGAAGACGUGUAACACUUACAGGGUAGGCCUGGACCGGGGAUGGCCAUUCCCCUUUCAAAAUUAUUUAUGUAAUCUAUACUUCUAUACUAAUAUUAUAAAGAGGUAAAGUUUGUAAGUUUGUAAGUUUGUAACAAUUUUUUGAAAUGGGGUAAUCUUCGGAACUACUGGACCGAUUUUAAAAAUUCUUUCACCAGUAGAAUGCUACAUUAUCGGGGAGUGCUAUAGGCUAUAUUUUAUAUUUCUAUCAUAUAUAACUACUGAGAUAUCGCGUUUUCUCUUACAGGUCAGACCGAAAUACUUACUUAUUCGCAUGCGCUGCCUCAACCAUUGCGCAUAACUGAAAUAAAUGUAUGGAGGCUUUUUGAACCUUUAAAAGUUCUACAAAAAAGUCCGCGACACCAUAUAUCUAUCUUUUAUAUUUUAGCAGAUAUAGUACCUUUAGUACUUUAAUAAAUUAUUUAAAUUUUAAACUAAGGUUUACGUCAUUAUUUACACAACUAAACUUAAAUCCUUAUCAAAAUAAAUGAUUUAAUAAUCACAAGGAUAUUAUAGAGAUAAGAUUUGCCCUUUACAGUAUGUUAAUUAGUUAUAUAGUUUCGGAGAUAAUACAAAAUUUCUGAAAGUCGAAGAAAUGCCGCUAUAUGACGCCCCGCGGUUUCAAUUACGUGGUUCCCGUUCCCGUAUGAAUAUGAGGACCAAACAUAGCCUAUGACAUUCGCAAAUAAUGUAGCUUUCUAUUGGUAAAAUAAUUUUCCAAAUCGGUCCAGUAGAUCCAGAGAUUACCCCCGACAACCACACAAACUUUACCUCUUUAUAGUAUUAGCAUAGAAGUCGCUUGGGAAAUUAUAGUCUUUUGGUCAUUGCACCACGCACAAAAGGCUGGACCAAUUUUGCUGAGGGUAGGGAUAGGAUAGAGGUAGGGAAGGGGUAGGAUAGAGGUAGGGUAGGGGUAAUUUAGGGAAAGUGUAGGGUAGGGUAGGGUAGGGUACGGAUAAGGUAGGGGUAGUGUAGGGUAGGGGCGAGGUAGAGGUAGGGGAAGGAUAUGGAACGUAUAGGGUAGGGGAGGAGUAGGAUAGGGGUAGGGUACGGGUAGGGUACGGGUAGGGUAGGGUUAGGGUAGGGAUAAGGUAGGGGUAGGGAAGGGUUAGGGUUAGCGGUAGGGUCGGAGUAAGGUAGGGGUAGGGUAGGGGUAGAUUAGGGGUAGGGUAGAAUAGGGUAUGGAUAGGAUACGGGUAGGGUAAGGUGGGGGGAAGGAAGGGUAAGCAUUAGCGGUAGGGUAGGAGUAAGGUAGAGGUAGAGAAGUUUACAUCAAUUUUUACGCGGACGAAGUCGCGGGCGUCCGCUAGUAUUCUAUAUUACUUCAUAAUUAUCUUCGAAACCGCUAAACGUUCAUAAUAAAUGUUUUACUCUAAUAUGUUGACUAAAAGACUUAAUAUAAUACUCGUAUCUAAUGUGGUGGUUGAAGUGUGGAUAUUUCGAUGUUUAACAUCAUUGUUAUUUCAAAUUAGAUUUAAGUAACAACAUUAAUAAAUUAUUAUCAACUAUUUGGUACACUGAUAUUUGAAUGUGGUUCCUAUAUUCCAGUUCUAAACUUCCCAAGUAGUCAAUGUUUACAGAACUCCAGUAUAACAGGAAGAAUUAAGAACAUUUACGAUAAAGUAAACUUUCGACGACUGUAUUAUGUAUCUACUGUACUGUAUUAAGGUACCUAUUUGUAACUUAAGUUGAAAAUGAAUGUCUGAACGUGAUACUCAAAAUAAAGUCUUACAAUGUU